UUGUGUGCUAAUUAUUUAGAAAAAUAUAAAAAAAUCUGUUUAGUUAUUUCACUUGCUACACCCUUCAACAAUUGAAAUAGUUAACAAAGAUUUCGAAAAAUCGUGUGGGGCAGUGUAAAAAUACGAUUGCCCAUCGUUGGGGACGGCUGGUAAAAUUAAUCAGUAUAAAGAAAAAAAUCUAAUUACCUACAUACCUGUCGUCGUAAUCGUUUCCUUUCGCUCUCAUAAGCCACGCAAAUUUCAACGUAGUAGAUCGUAGUUAAAUUUUUUCUUAAAGAUACUGUGUGCAGUGAAACAGUUGAGUAAAAAGCAACGGAGAAAAGCGAAUUUUUCGUUAAUUUUGCAAAAGAAUUGCAAAUAAUCCCCACACGAGGAUCGAUAUCGUGUUGAAGGUGCUCUUUUGUGCCGUGUGUAGUUUUUUUGUAGAAAAAAUACAAAAUAAAAUAAAAUAAAAUUUAAAAAUUAUACUCGCAACAAGUGCCUUAUUGAAAUGUGAAUAAGUAUUUUUAAAUUUCUAAUGAAUAAUUCAGUAAAACAAAAUAAACAACAUAUAACAGCAGCGAAUAGCAGUAGCGGCGUUUAAAUAAUAAAAAUAAAAAAUAAAUUUAUGAAUAUCAAAAUAUCAAAGCUGAAAAACAACAACAAACGCAUUAUUAUCUACAAUUCAUACACAAAUCAUUCAUAGUGUUCUCUCGCAUUCACAAAAAAAAUAUAAAAUAAAAAAACAACAACAAAAACACAAAAAGAAAGAACACAAAAAAUAGUAAAAAAACACGAUAAGCACCAAAAUUAAAAGAUAAAAUACCGUUUGGCGAAAAGACGUGAAUUCUGUGAUAAACAGUGUUUCUGAAACUGCCUUUCAAACGAAUUCAACGGUUGUUUACAAAAUAAUAGUAAUAAUUGAAAAAAAGCUAUAAUAAAAAAUUCGAAGAAAAAAAUCUAAAAAAAAAAUAGAAAAUCCUUAAAACGUGUGCUUCCUACGCUUUGCCGUAAACAGCGUUAUUUAUAAAAAAAGUAUUUAUUAAAAAAAAGCCAUCAAGAAAAAUAAAAAAAAUAUUGUUAAUAAAAAAUUAAAAUUAUUUUUAAUAAUACUUAUACAAAAAAAGCUUUUGCUCCAUUCAACCGUUAUACAACGAACAAGCUGUCAACAUGGAUUCGCAGGGUUAUGAAAAUGCGCGCAAUAUGACGCUGCUCUUCUUCCUUGAGCGUCUCAUGGACAAGGGCGAGGCGCGCACCGUACACGACUUGUCCUGUCAAUUCGGUAAUAAGGAGUUUACGAAGGAAAUGCGUCAGAUAGCUGGCGGUAGUCAAUCGGGCUUGAAGAAACUACUUGCCCAACAUCCUUCAAUCUUUCUUGUGGAUGGUGACUAUGUGAAGGUGAACACUUAUCAACACGCAUCGGAGGAUGAAAGCGGCUUUGGCGGACGACGUGAUUAUAUAAAAGAGGCUAAAGACUAUUUUAAGAAUAAAAUGCUGCAAUAUGGCAUUGGAGUUGAAGUGCCAGUACGCAGUUUGCUGGGGCAUCGUUCGCAGGCAUCACCACAGGUGCGACAUAUUUCAGGCCAACACAUCAAAGAGUUCACUGAGUUUCUGCAAAAGCAUACGGACACGUUCAAAGUGGUCGACGAUCAUGUUAUGCUCGUUGGCUGCGAUGAUAUGACCGAUUUGCCGGCACAAGAGCGCCUCCAUUUGCCGCAGAGUAAUAUCGAUACGAAAGCCACACAGCAAAUGUUGGAUUUCUUUGCGCAAUGCAUCGAAACGAAAGGUCCCAUUUUGGUGGAUCAAUUAUUCCAUUUGCUCACUGCGCGCUUUCCACAGGAACAAUGGUUGCGCAUGUUUAAGACGCCCAACGAUCUCUCAACCUUUCUGAAGCUCUUCUCCGAUUGCUUUCACAUACAAGCCAAUCUAGUCACGUUGCUGCACAAGCCCAAACUGAGCGAUGCUUAUAUACAGCAAGCGCAAGCGCGUUCACGCGAACAAUACAAUUCGAUGAAUAACAACAUCAAUAAUAUGGCUUUGAAGAACCAAACGCCAUCACCGACGCAGCCCGCGUUGAGUACCGUACAGCAACGUUUACAAUCGCCGGCGUUGCGUAAUUUUGUGAGUAACAAUAAUAUUACUACUUCAUCGCCACAAAGUCCGAUUGUGAACAACACCGGCAACAACAAUAACAACAAUUACAGCAUUACAUCACCAAAUUUCAAAUUAAAUGCGCCAGUAUCAAAUAUGUCGAGCCCAAUUACAUCGCCACCCGCUGCAGUGGCUGAAAAUACGUCACAAACCCGUUCGGAGCCCAACUCGGGCUUUGACAGUUUCAUACAAAUGUCGGAUGUACAUCUGGAUAAUCUCUGUGAACGCAAUUGUCCCAGUCCGAAUACAUCCUCCUCUUACGGACCAGCCGGUAAUAACAACCAAUCGCCCUCGAGUGGUCAAAAUAAUUUAAAUAUAAUACAAAACCCUGCCAUACCAAUACAAACGCCCACAGAGCGUCCGAAUAGUCUCAAUCAGACGUUGAAGCAGCGUGUGAAUAACUUAGUGAUACGCACUUUGGCGGAGAAUUACGAAAAGGAUAAACAAUCGCUGGCCAAUCAAGUGGGCGGUGCUUCCGUUGGCUAUAAUCCACAAAAUUCAAACUCCAACCAUACAAGUCCUGUACAUUCCAAUACCAACAAUACCACCGCAAAUGCAAACUCCACUCUAAAUGCUACAACCGUUAACAGUAACAGUAACAGCAACAGCAACAGUAACAGCAACAGCAACAAUGCGCCACAUUCACCUAGUCACAAUUACUUUGUAGGCGACACCUGGAAGAUUAAGGUACUGCAAAAUACAACCGUCAUAGCGAAUGUGAAACAUUCCAAGUUCGUCACCGAGGCGAUGCUGAAGUUUGCACAAAACAAUCAGAGUAUUGUCAUUUCGCUCGAUUGCGAAGGCAUCAAUUUGGGGUUGAAAGGCGAAAUUACGCUCAUCGAGAUAGGUACGUCCCGUGGCGAGGCCUUCAUUUUCGAUGUACUCACCGAUCCGGAGAUUAUCAAUGAUGGCGGUUUGAAGACGCUUUUGGAACAUGAAAAUGUGAUCAAGGUCAUACAUGAUUGCCGUAACGAUGCUGCGAAUUUGUAUCUACAAUUUGGCAUACUUUUGCGCAAUGUCUUCGAUACGCAGGCUGCCUACGCGAUCAUACAGUAUCAGGAAACGGGCAAACAGGUGUAUAAAGCGAAAUACAUCUCGUUGAAUACACUCUGUGAACAAUACAAUGCCCCAAUCAAUCCGAUUAAGGAGCAACUCAAACAGAUUUAUCGCCGCGAUCAAAAGUAUUGGGCCAAAAGGCCAUUAUCACGUGAUAUGUUGCUAUAUGCAGCCGGCGAUGUGCUUGUAUUAAUCAACGAUCAACUCUAUGGAAAUUUAGCGCGGCAAAUAAAACCAGAGAAUCGUCAGCUUUUCUCUGAGUUAUGCACUGAACAAAUACUCAUACAGAUCAAACCGAAUGAGGUGAAAACACGUAAGAAGCAACGUAAAGUGACCACCGAGGUUGCUGACCUCAAACAGAAACUGGAGCAAUCAAAUAAGAGUAUUGUGCUGUCGAAUCGUGAAAUUCGCUUAUUACGUUAUAUGGACUUGACAGAGGAGGAAAAAGAUCGUCUAAAACGUAAUAAUAAUAAAGUAGCAAAGAAAUUUGAAAAAAUGGAAUCGGCUGGCAAUCAAACCAGGGAUCAAAGUGACUCAGAGGAUGAUCAAGAACCAAAUGAGAUUGAUAAUUUCCCAAGUCUCGACUCAGUGCCAUCAGAUAACUCAUUGCCCGGCACAUUUUCGCCACGUUUCAGCUUAGAGCCACCUAGUUUGGCUGAAUCUAUGCAUAUGAUGGAUGAAAUUUUGUCCGAUCAAUCGAUGGAUCGUGUAGUGAAGUUAGAUAAACUGGAAGCCAUUUUGUCGGCUGUGACACAAAUGCCAAAUGAUCAAAUUCUAACUUCCAACACGAUGCAGGAACAAUUGGGCUCUAGCAUAUCCGCCACCGAUAAUGUGCAAAUUGUGCGGGAGAAGACAAAAAAUGGCAAAAACUGCAAUUGCAAUUGUGAACGUAGCAUUACACCAACAAUGCGUGUGACCAAUGCUACUGAAAAGAAGGCUGUGAAAUUGGCCGAUGCGGCAUCACAAACACUGAGCACAGGCGAUAUUGUCAUAACAAAGAUAUUCUUCCAAGAUGAACAGGGUAAACCAAAGGAGAAAGUGUUGACCUCAUCGCCAAAACGGAUUGGGGCACCAGCAGCGAUAACGGCACAAGCACAAACAGCAGCAGCAGCAGCAGCAGCAGCAGCAGCAACCCCAGGAACAAAUCAAGCCACUACAGCUGCAGUGACAUCUUGAAUGUAAAAAGAGUGUGAAUCAUGUAGAAAAAUAAUAACAAAAUGUGAAUGUGUCGGCUGAAAAAGGGUGUGAAAAGGCAAAAAAAAAAAAAAUAGAAAACAAAACGAUAAUUUUAGCAAUAACGGUGUAAACAUAUCGAAAUUUAUGUAGUCAAUUCAACUACUAUAUAUGUAUGUACUUGCAAUAUAUACCAUAGAAUAACUAUAUACUAAAUGCUAAUAUACAUACAUAUAUACAUAUAAAUAACUUGUAUUCAGUGCUAAGCGUAAUUUGUUGCAAAUCUACCACAGCCACUUUUUUUUUGUAAUUAUUUGUACUUUUAUUAUACAUUUUAUUA
This is a messenger RNA of Ceratitis capitata (Mediterranean fruit fly), 4699 nucleotides long. RefSeq lists its product as uncharacterized. Gene Ontology annotation, molecular function: 3'-5' exonuclease activity; nucleic acid binding. Gene Ontology annotation, biological process: nucleobase-containing compound metabolic process. Lineage: Eukaryota; Metazoa; Arthropoda; Insecta; Diptera; Tephritidae. The record is from RefSeq and is a predicted model, not a curated record. Bases 1150 to 4362 code for a protein of 1070 amino acids. The transcript is spliced from 10 exons.